This is a messenger RNA of Megalops cyprinoides (Indo-Pacific tarpon), 906 nucleotides long. RefSeq names its product G0/G1 switch protein 2-like. NCBI's taxonomy places the organism in Eukaryota, Metazoa, Chordata, Actinopteri, Elopiformes, Megalopidae. The record is from RefSeq and is a predicted model, not a curated record. The transcript has 2 exons. The coding region runs from base 116 to 457 and encodes 113 amino acids.
GCUUGAGACGCCCAGAAGCGAGGAACUGUUCGGAUUCUGGAAUUAGCCCAAGGAUUAGCUGAAACAAAGAAUUUAAUCAGGUGAAACUCAAAGCAAAAUCUGAAAUCCUGCACAAAUGGAGACCAUGCACGAGAUCAUUCCUUUUGCCAAGGAGAUGCUGCAGCAGAAGCCCAGCCGGCGGAUGGUGAAGGUGUACUUGGUUGGAAGCGUGGUGGCGUUCUUCGGGGUGGUGCUGGGCCUGGUGGAGACGGUCUGCCAGCCCUUCUCCUCUGACGAGCCCCUGGACGAGGAGCUGGCGCGGCUGGUGGCGCGGGAGCAGCGUGCGCUGGAGGCUGAGAGGAGGACGAAGAGGACAGAGGGGGAGGCGCUGGAGAGGGAGGCAGCCGAACCUGUGAAGAAGCAGCAGCGGGAAGAGGCUGGGCAGAGAAACACAGCCUACAGGCUACAUGCCUCCUAAACAGCCCUCUCCUGCAACACACACCUCCAUGUAUUUAUUAAAGAACUGUCCACAUUGCAUAACGUAUGUAAAUGUCCCUAACGAACUUAAGCAAGAAAAAUGACCACCCCUCCCCCACCACCCUCGUUUCCAUUCAGAAAAAGCAGACAGACUAAAUGGUUGAUUUGAGCUGUUUCAUCUGAACAAGUGUAGAUGACAAGCUCAGGGGGAGUUGUUGGGCUGUGUUGAUAUGUGAUGGUGAGUGUGAUGGAAUGUCCAAGUCGGCGUGUGAAUGUUUGAUGUACGUGCAGUCUGAGGGAGGUAAAUGGACUGUCUCUGCCCAAGGCGAUGACAUCACUUGCUGCUGUGCAGCAGAGGUCCAGAGAGGCUCCCAUGAUGUUGAUGAUGUCAUACUGGCUGUGUGAAAGAAGAUUUUUAUACUGGAAGAGAAAACGGACAUAUACUGUACU